Fusarium redolens is the source of this 1624-nucleotide messenger RNA. RefSeq lists its product as uncharacterized. The record is from RefSeq and is a predicted model, not a curated record. The transcript has 3 exons. Bases 365 to 1540 code for a protein of 391 amino acids. Lineage: Eukaryota; Fungi; Ascomycota; Sordariomycetes; Hypocreales; Nectriaceae. Gene Ontology annotation, molecular function: nucleotide binding.
CACGAUCAAUGAGUCACGCCGUUGAAAUAAAUAGUGUUCUAUUGAUCGGCGAUCUUACAAGAUAACAGCUUAGAGUUGUUCCUAAAAGCUGUUUAGUCUAGGACAACGGGCCGUAUUUCCGGACAUGCCAAGUAAAGCAAUUCCGCAUCUCUCCACAAACCGCUUUGUCCUCCACCUCAAGCUGUCGACAUUAUUGGGUUGGAUCUUGCAAUUGCCCCGCCAUAGCUCUGAGGGGUCGGAGCUCAUUAAGAUAUGUAACGUCACUUGAGUUGUUCACAUUGAGAAUGCUUAUUAACUUCCCCCUUCCAACAUUGGUCUCUGGCUUUGCGUGACAUAUAAGCUUCAUAACUUUUCAGUUGUAGUUAUGGCUCCUUACACUGCUAAAUGGGGCAUCUUGGCUACCGGUGGCAUCGCUGAGUGCUUCACUAAGGACAUUCUUACAGACCCUGCCGCUCGCGAUGUCAACGACGUACAGCAUGAGAUUGUCGCCGUUGCCUCAUCCAGCUCCGUCGACCGUGCGCGCGACUUUAUCAAGAAGAUUGAUGGCCCCUCAUCCGCUGCUGUUUAUGGUUCCUACGCUGAGCUAGUCGCCGACCCAAAUGUUGACAUCAUCUAUAUUGCUACGCCUCACAGUCACCACUUCCAGAAUGCUAUGCUGGCCCUCGAGGCUGGCAAGAAUGUUCUCUGUGAAAAGGCACUCACUGUUACUGCGGCGCAGACCAAGAAGCUGUAUGAGGUUGCCAAGUCCAAGAACCUAUUCUUUAUGGAGGCUGUCUGGACACGAUACUUCCCUCUUAGUAUCAAAAUUCGAGAGCUGAUCCAGUCUGGUGCCAUUGGUACUGUUUAUCGAACAUUUGCCGACCUCUCAUUCAACAAGAACACCGAUAGCCAGGAUCUCGACUUCCCCGAUUCCAACCGCAUGGUCAAUCCCGAUCUUGCAGGUGGUGCCUUGCUCGAUCUCGGCAUUUACUCCUUGACUUGGGUCUUCCAGUCUCUCUAUCAUGUUCAGCCCGAGACCGAAAAGGAGGCUCCUAAUGUUGUAGCUUCCAUCAACAAGUAUCGCACCGGUGCCGACGAGUCCACGAGUAUCAUCUGUCAGUUCCCCAAGCACAACUCUGUCGGUAUUGCGACUACUUCACUGCGCAUCGCCACCGACGUCGAUGGUCUCUACACUGGCGGUCCCGCGAUCCGCAUCCAGGGCUCUAAGGGAGAAAUUCAGGUUACUGGUCCUGCGUUCCGGCCGACCGAGUACAAGGUGAUCAAGUCGGACGCCAAUGGCAAGGGGGAGGUAGUGAAGUGCCCAAUUCCUACGGAUCCUAAGCGCAACAACUGGGGUCAUGGUAUGUUCUGGGAGGCGGAUGAGUGUGCACGAUGCCUACGAGAUGGCAAAAAGGAGAGUGCUUCAAUGCCAUGGUCUGAGAGUAUAGUCAUCAUGGAGGUCAUGGACAGCGCACUCAAGCAGGGCGGCGUGUCGUACCCGGAUCUCAUCACCACUGAUGUCUUCGAUCGCAACAGCCCUCUCAACACUGGCAAGAAAUGAAGAUAUGGCGUAUAAUGCUGGACAUAAUACUAGAAUUUAUGAUGAAAUAAAAGUUCGAGGAUAUGCAGGGAUAAUCACAGCAUU